This is a messenger RNA of Cyclocybe aegerita, 624 nucleotides long. The record is from the annotation of a GenBank genome assembly. NCBI's taxonomy places the organism in Eukaryota, Fungi, Basidiomycota, Agaricomycetes, Agaricales, Hemipholiotaceae.
AUGGCAAAGCCGCGCCCAGAGGUCGUCUUCUCCAGCGACGUCGCCAACAUGGACGAAUGGGCUCGUCGCACACACAUCCCGCUCACUACCGCCGACGCCCUCGGCAAGACCUACGCCAAAGCCCACCGCUGGCUCCAGAGCCUCAAGACACAGCUCGUCCGUGAAUACAAGUGGACAGACGUGGCCUCCAACGACCCUCGUCUGCUCUUCUGUCUCGAAACAUCGUCCAUUUGGCGCUCGUCAGUCGACCUUCCGGCCGGUCCGAAGCUCAGGCUUCAGCUCCCCGUGCAUGCAACAUCCUUCUUUUCCCCGGAGCGGCGGAUACAAUGGCAAAUGGUCUUCCACAGCGAUAUCUUCGAAAAUGUCCGCAAAAUAUGCCCCCCAAUUAACGACAUCCUCAACCUUGUCCAGUGCCUUCUAACAGGCGUCGUGACUGUUCAAUUCGAGGAGAACCUCCCAGACGGUGUCUAUCGCACAACUCGAGGCCUGCCGCCCGUUGCUUGGAUUAAUGCCAACGAAGCACGGCUUGCCGAAAUAUUCGAACCCUCCCACUUUAGGGCUCUCUGGAAGGCCUGCAGUGACACAAAAACCGCGUUCAAGCUCGACGUCGUCUCGCGUCGCUAA